Molecule: messenger RNA, 1140 nt
Organism: Akanthomyces muscarius
Lineage: Eukaryota; Fungi; Ascomycota; Sordariomycetes; Hypocreales; Cordycipitaceae
Exons: 3
Coding region: 1-1140 (379 amino acids)
Source: RefSeq, a predicted model, not a curated record
AUGUCUUCUGCAGUCUAUUCAAUUGAAGUCACAACCCUGUUUACAGGACCUAACCAGCCAGAUCCGAGUCAGGUAUACGGAGUGUUGCACUCGGAUGGAAGCAUGGUGACCUGGCCAGAAACUCUCACCACCUCGCCGCCGGUGUCGUCACACUCAACGGGGAUCUCAACAGGAGCAACUGCUGGAAUCGCCAUUGGAUGUGCUCUCGUUGGUCUGGCGAUUGGUCUCCUUGUGGCAUUCUGCCUCUUCAGGCGCAAGGGAAAGCGCAACGGCUUACAGGGCAAUGGGGUUCUGCCUCGUGAAUUCGAGGAAUAUCCCUCGGAUAAAGGAACUCCUGUCCACGACAUCCAACUGAACCAGUUCCUGCUCGAGGCCACUCCUGACAGGGACAUUGCUCAAGAAACGCAAUCAAUCGGGGCACUCAUCGAUCAACAUGUCGAAAGCUACUACCACACGCACCCAGUCACAGUCGAUAACAGAGCGCUUGCAUCAGUUCUGACCCAACUUGGUUUCCCAUUGACCACCAACUCGACGUCGCUGGACGCUCAAAGCGCCGCUGCUCUCUGCCUCGAUCCACGAAGCCGACGAGUCGGCCUCCGGCAUGUCCUCAUGCGAGUCCUCUUCAGCAGUAUCGACAUGCACUCCCCCCACGGUCCCUCGAUGCUACCCGCACCAGCCGCCUCAUUUCUACGAGCCAUACCACCGGCGGAAAGCGACCGCUUUGGCGACCCUCAAGCAAACACGCUAGCUCUUCGGAAGUGGCGCAAUCUCUCGGCCUUUCUUCUCCAUCCGGCUCGCAGCCAGCGGACCUCGCUCCCGCUCGGGGACGCCGCGGUCGCGAUGCAGGCCCAGGAGCUAGCCAGCUCACUCAACUUAUUCCUGCGCUUCUUUGUCGAUCAGCAGCUCCAGCAGCAGCAGGUGGGCCACCUGCAGGCGAUAAUUGAGGAGUGCGCCAAAUUAGGCUACAUGCUGUUCUCUCACCCGAGUGACUGGGAAUUCAUUUGCGAGGCGGGUGGGCCGACGCGAGGAGUCGUUGUCGAGGCUGGUCUGUGCAAGCUGGGGGGCCGGGACGGGGCUCCUACACCAUCUCCCCAGAGGCUGCUUGAGCCAGUUGUGGUGUCUUCUCAAUCCAGUCGCUAG